ACUUCUCCCCGUCCUCCUUGUCUUGCUCCUCACUCCGCGCGCGCGGCCACAACCGCACGUCCACACGGCGCGUGCGCUCACUCUCGACACGUCACUCUACGACGCCGCCAAAUCCUCGCCGGUCGCCGCAACCCGCUCGAACUAGCCACUGGAUCGACACGACUCUUCCCGAACGAGCCAACGGAGCUCCAAAGUCCAAACCGUAGGCCGCUCAAACCGCCGGCCGAGAGAGCGCGCGGCGCGAUCCACUGCACCGCGGCCGGCGGCACGCAGAGAAAUCGGUCGCUUUCCAUUUUCCGUCCGGCGCACGGCGGAGAGCAAGAAGGCCUAUUUCUACUUCUUCCUCGACGCCGCGAAUCUUGACUCAUAGUAUCGCGACCGCGACGGCGCCUACCCAGAUAAACUUCUAGCGCCGACGGUUUUGUUCCGCCGAGGCAGCAUUCGCACCAAGGAGGACAGCGCGCAGCAGGCACGCACUCAUGCUGAACCUGUACCCGAGGCUGGCGACGGGCGGCGCGCUGGCGGUCGACGACGACGAGCCGCACAUCUGCUACGCCAUCAUGGCGGCGCUGGUGUCGCUGCUGCUCUUCUGCGUGCUCCUCGCCGUCGUCAGCCCCGCCAGGGCCUGCGCCAUCACCAGCUUUCUCGUCCUCCUGUUCGGCCUCGUCGCCUUGCUCGCGCCAGCGCGCGGCACCGUCCCGGUGCACAGGAACGGGAGCGGCCUCGGCGCGCGGCCGCCCGCGCCAACCGUGCGGCUGGUGCGCCGGUGCACGUGCGGGCUGACGGACGCGGCGAUCGGCGCGCUGCCGACGUUCGCGUAUGACGGCCCAAAGGCCAACAAGGGCGGCGGCGACGAGCCGCGCGCGAGCUGCCAGCUGCUGUGCGCGGUGUGCCUGGAGGACGUGCAGGGCGGCGAGAUGGUGCGGCAGCUGCCGCCGUGCAGGCACCUGUUCCAUGUGGACUGCAUCGACAUGUGGCUGCACACCCACCGGACGUGCCCGCUCUGCCGCUGCGAGCUCUCGCCGCGGAAGGCCGCCGCGAAAGCCGUCGCCGCGACCGCCACGGGGUCAUCCGCCCACCCCUUGCCACCGGUGUGAAACUGAUACACACUACCGCUGUUGCUGCAUCCUGUAGCCACAUUCCUUCCUUCAUUCCUUUCUGCGAAUUCGAAUUACCCACGCGGCAAUUAAGCCAAUGUAGUGGAGAAAGAAGAUGAUUCAGUGUUCGAUUUAGUACUGUGGGCGUACGUGCAAUUCAUUUGGUGUAUUCAGUAAGACAGAAUGAAACGAUCUGGCAGAGAUUCCAUUA
Molecule: messenger RNA, 1308 nt
Organism: Triticum urartu
Lineage: Eukaryota; Viridiplantae; Streptophyta; Magnoliopsida; Poales; Poaceae
Source: RefSeq, a predicted model, not a curated record